Messenger RNA from Kazachstania africana CBS 2517, 1341 nucleotides. RefSeq names its product alpha-tubulin TUB1 (gene TUB1). The transcript has 2 exons. Gene Ontology annotation, biological process: mitotic cell cycle; nuclear migration by microtubule mediated pushing forces; microtubule cytoskeleton organization. NCBI's taxonomy places the organism in Eukaryota, Fungi, Ascomycota, Saccharomycetes, Saccharomycetales, Saccharomycetaceae. Gene Ontology annotation, molecular function: structural constituent of cytoskeleton; GTP binding. The record is from RefSeq and is a predicted model, not a curated record. Bases 1 to 1341 code for a protein of 446 amino acids. Gene Ontology annotation, cellular component: spindle; microtubule; nucleus.
AUGAGAGAAGUUAUUAGUAUCAAUGUCGGUCAAGCAGGUUGUCAAAUUGGUAAUGCUUGUUGGGAAUUAUAUUCAUUAGAACAUGGUAUCCAACCAGACGGUUACCUACAAGAAGGUUUAACCAAACCAAAAGGUGGUGAAGAAGGUUUCUCCACUUUCUUCUACGAAACAGGUGCUGGUAAAUAUGUCCCAAGAGCAAUUUACGUGGAUUUAGAACCAAACGUUAUUGAUGAAGUUCGUAACGGUGCUUACAAAGAUUUUUUCCACCCUGAACAAUUGAUAAAUGGUAAAGAAGAUGCUGCAAACAAUUAUGCACGUGGUCAUUAUACCGUGGGAAGAGAAUUAUUGGAUGAUAUUUUAGAUAGGGUGAGAAGAAUGACUGACCAAUGUGAUGGUUUACAAGGUUUCUUGUUCACGCAUUCAUUAGGUGGUGGUACCGGUUCUGGUUUAGGUUCCUUAUUAUUAGAACAGUUGUCAGCUGAUUAUGGUAAGAAAUCUAAAUUAGAAUUCGCUGUCUACCCAGCUCCGCAAGUCUCUACUUCUGUUGUUGAGCCAUAUAACACCGUUCUUACAACACAUACCACUUUAGAGCACGCUGAUUGUACGUUUAUGGUUGAUAAUGAAGCUAUCUAUGAUAUUUGCAAAAAGAAUUUGGGUAUCACCAGACCUUCCUUCAGUAAUCUAAAUAAUUUGAUCGCUCAAGUUGUUUCCUCCGUCACCGCAUCCCUAAGAUUCGACGGUUCAUUGAAUGUUGAUUUGAAUGAAUUCCAAACUAAUUUAGUUCCAUAUCCAAGAAUCCACUUCCCAUUAGUUUCUUACGCACCAAUACUUUCGAAGUCAAAGGCGCAUCAUGAAGCUAACUCGGUCACUGAAAUUACUAACGCUUGUUUUGAACCAGGUAAUCAAAUGGUUAAAUGUGAUCCAAGUGCCGGUAAAUAUAUGGCUAAUUGUUUAUUAUAUAGAGGUGAUGUUGUCACAAGAGAUGUUCAAACCGCAGUAACGCAAGUUAAGAAUAAAAAGACCGUUCAAAUGGUUGACUGGUGUCCAACUGGUUUCAAAAUUGGUAUUUGUUAUGAACCACCAACUGUUAUUCCAGACUCUCAACUGGCCUCUGUUCAAAGAGCCGUUUGUAUGCUAUCGAAUACAACUGCUAUUGCAGAUGCUUGGAAGAGAAUUGAUGCAAAGUUCGAUUUAAUGUACGCUAAGCGUGCUUUUGUACAUUGGUAUGUUGGUGAAGGUAUGGAAGAAGGUGAAUUUACCGAAGCAAGAGAAGAUUUGGCUGCCUUAGAAAGAGAUUAUAUCGAAGUUGGUGCCGAUUCUUAUGCUGAUGAAGAAUUUUAA